CGCAGUAUUUCGUGGCUGUGACACUUUUCCUAACCUGGAUAGUUGUCACUUCUACUAUUAAUAUGUUGCUCCACAAGGCAGAGUGACGCUUUUUUUUUUGCCAAAUUCAUUUUUGUCGUGCAAAAACGCAUGGAAUGAGCCUAAUUUCAUUAAAGUCAGUGAGGAAGACAGAAUUCUUGAAUAUUACCAACUCUUUCGAUAGGAAAAUCAAAUAAGAUGACAACGAAGAAAGGUAAGGUAUUGACCAAAGGAGCAAAGCAAAUAAAGGAAGAGAAUGUCUCUACGCUGAGUUUUUACAUCUACAUGGCCUUAGGUGCAAUGGGAAUACACUUCAUAACGAUGGUGUUGCGUGAAUUCAAUGCACUGACGAUAAGUCUAAUGGCAUUUUCUGCAGUUAUAUAUAUAGGAAGCUACCAAUUCAUGUCGUACAUGGCUCGCGCCACGUACUCAGAAUCUGGCCAGCUACUAGAUCCAGGUGUUGAUCUCAACAUGGAAGGUGGUAUAGCAGAACAUUUCAAAGAUUUAAUCAUAUUAACGUCAGGAGUGCAAAUUCUGUCUCUUAUUUCGAACUACUUCUGGUUAUUGUGGCUUUUGGCACCAUUAAGGGGAAGCUGGGUGCUCUGGAAACAAAUUUUGGCUCCGUGGUUCUUUGCUCAGCCACAAGAGCAAUCUGAGAUGAACGAGAAGAAAAUGCGCAAGUUAGAAAGGAAAAUGGCGAAGCGAUAUCAAUGAAAAUCUUCGUUGCUGUACAAUAAGAAAAUUCCAUUGAAUUAUACCUGAUUUAACCAAGGGGAUGGUAGUAAGAUCAAAAAACACCGGAAAGAGAGAAGUUUGGAAAAUUUAAGAUUUUUUCUUGUCAAGAAAAAUUGAGACUGUGCAGUGGUUCGACAUUUCUAUAGGAUAAAUAUUAAAUGAAACAAGAUUUUGGAGGUUUUUACAAAGAUGUACGAAACAGGGAAACACUUUCACAGAAUUAGGAGGAAAAUCGCAAAUUGGGAGAUAGAUUUUUCGCCUUUACCUCUUUGUAUUUUAAACAAUUGAUUCUCGGCAGACUGCAAUCCAUUUUAUUAUGUCUAUAAGUAACGAGGCACUUCUUAUUCGAUAAUAUUUAUAAAUUCAUUCCUAUAUAAAAAGUCGGCGGCAAUACUAAAUUAUAUGUAUUAUUGGAAAGUCAAUCUUAAUUAAAUAUAUUCAAAAAGAGACAUUACAUUAAAGUAGGAAAAUAAAGAAAAUCUUAAAGUCAUUUAAAGUUGAAUAAUAGAUGACCGGAAUAAUCAUAAG
This is a messenger RNA of Trachymyrmex cornetzi, 1281 nucleotides long. Its product is annotated as transmembrane protein 208. The transcript has 5 exons. Gene Ontology annotation, biological process: vacuolar protein processing. The record is from RefSeq and is a predicted model, not a curated record. Gene Ontology annotation, cellular component: intracellular membrane-bounded organelle. The coding region runs from base 217 to 732 and encodes 171 amino acids. Lineage: Eukaryota; Metazoa; Arthropoda; Insecta; Hymenoptera; Formicidae.